Molecule: messenger RNA, 1359 nt
Organism: Tremella mesenterica DSM 1558
Lineage: Eukaryota; Fungi; Basidiomycota; Tremellomycetes; Tremellales; Tremellaceae
Exons: 2
Coding region: 1-1359 (452 amino acids)
Source: RefSeq, a predicted model, not a curated record
AUGUGGAAGGACGUUCCGAUUGCUGGUUGGUCCGUUCCCCGGUUACCACGAGUAACGUAUAUCUUGCGUCGCUUUCUUCGCGCGUCCCCUUCGGGGUUCAUUGCAUAUAAUCGCGAAAAGAAGGCAGGAGAGCAGGAGAAAGCAGGUCGUUUGGAUGUCCGGGCCCCCACAGAAACCAAUCAUCCCAGGUCCACCUUUGUUCCGUGGCGGGAAUCCGGUACCAUGUCCCUCUCGACUUACGACCUUUCGGUUAUAGAGGAGUGGAGACAGAUGGUCAGUAGGGCCAACUCACUAGAUUGUCUUUCCCGCGUCAGGAGGUUGUUCACGAGCCUGCAGAAGAAUCUUUGCUUCCUCCUCACCCCCGUUAGGUCACCUCUACUCAACACCCGUACCCAGAUAGCCAUUGCACGGGUAGAGCCCGCGAAGGCCACGGGGCCAUCAGAUUUCAAAACGAGAUUCAACAACGGACUUCAGGCUACCUAUACAUCGGAGCCACUCCCUACCACAUGGUCAGCUUUUGAUCUUCCACGUCAUCCUUCCCCAGCUGUUGAAAGCUUUGGUUUUGUGAACGUACAAGCAAUUUUAGCCUCACUUCAGCCUUGGGAGCCACUUGAUCAUCAGACACAGGUCUUGUGGGAAAAACCUUUCCAACCUCAGGGCUCCAAUGAGUCAUUACUGGAUGCACCUUGGGUCCCCACAAGACAUGACGUGUAUGUUUACAUAAGUAAAGCUCUGGCUCUCUCACCAGCUACACAAAAUUGGCCUGCGGACGCUCGAACUGCCUUUGCUCAGACCAUCAUCACUCCCCUCUUGGAGCAGAUAGAUAUCUUCAACCAAUCAUUUAGCCAGAGACGAGCUUCUUUUGUAUGUCAAAGGUCCAAGCGGUCCAGUUUGAAAAGAAUCCCAACAGAUCGGACGACAGACAUCUCAUACACUCGGCUGUGGCAGUGGGAACUCUUUAGACGCUUAAGAGAAACACUGGGCCCAGGAUUACUGCUGCAGUCAUGUCGAUUAAUAGCGGAACAAGUCUCAGUCCCCAUCAGCAGUACAGCAGAAGUACGUCGUGGCUAUAAUACAGAUGGUGGGGAUUGGAUUGUUGUUACUGCCACACUGAUCUUUGAGGAUGAGGAUGGCUCAACAAGGGUAGUGGGAUGCCCUAGUGUGAUGGAACCUGACACUGUGGUGUGGACAGGUGAAUGGACCUCUCUGCAGGUUCCAGACUUCGACCCCGAUCACCCUUUUUGGGAAUGGAGCCUCCAAUGUGGUGAAGAGUACCGGAGAGGACUACUGAGGAAGGUUAUGUCAGACCCCUCCGCUCCACGCAAGAAUGGGGUUGAGCCAGCCCGGACUUCAUCCUGA